AAUAUCGUAUAUACGGAGAGCAGGCAACGAGCUAGCCCUCAGAACAAGACUUCUAUCUGCCAGUCAAGAUACUCGGAUGACGUUCAAAAUGGCAAGAGGGAAGGCCCAUCAGACGCUCCUGGCGCUGUGCUUAUGCUACGCCGUUGUGGAAACCAUCUCCGCGCCAAUGGACGUGGCCACCCGAGCGGACGGGUCGGUGUUGGUCGGCGACAUGCUGUACUCCGCGGACCAGUGGCAAAGUUUGCUUGCUAAAAACUUGGAUUCCAUAGCCAAACUUUGGCCGAAAGUGAACGGAGUUGUCAAAAUUCCCUACAAGAUAUCAGAUCCGAAUUUGAACGUAACUCUGCUGAAAUUGGCGUUCACAUCUUGGGAGGCUAAUUCGUGCUUAGAGUUCCCAGAGAUGACUGCAUCAGACACCGAGUAUCUGAAGAUCACGAUACAGAGCGGCUGUUUCUCCGACGUGGGGUACACACGCGGCAAGGUCACAACAGUCAGCAUUUUUGGCGAUGCUUGCGACCUCCAGGGAGUCAUCCACGAGUUGGGCCACUCGUUGGGACUACAGCACGAGCACUCCCGCAGCGACAGGGACGACAACAUCAUCGUGGUCAUGAGCAACGUCAUACCCGGCUUGGAAAAUAAUUUCAUUAAAUCCAAUACUGUCAACUUUGAGGUUCCCUACGACUACUAUUCAGUCAUGCAUUAUCAGGAUCGGGCUGGGGGAAAGGACAAUAAGCGCGUGUUUCUCGCUAAAGACGCCCGUUUCCAAGAAAUCAUGGGGAAUGCUCCUGGAAUUUCCUUCAUGAACAUGAAGCUCGUGAACACCAUGUACGGCUGCAUAGAUGCCAUUGUGGGGAAGAUAUCCCCAAAUAGCGCCUUGAUUCCUCCAGGAGGAGAAGUCAUCUCUCCUGGAUACCCUACAAAAGGUCCACGGGAAGGUAUACAGUACACGCAAGUGAUGCGUGCUCCCGAAGGCCAGAGAGCAGUGGUCAAGUUCGAAGACUUCCAGAUCUUGCCGCGUUUCAACAAGACUUGCAGUUACAGCUCCUUGGAGAUACGUUCUGACGUCUCCGUGGAGGAGGGGGCCAUAUUCUGUGGUGAAGAAAUUUCGAACGGAACAGUUUUUAAGAGUAACAAGUCGGAGCUUAUCCUCCACUACAAGAACUACAACUACGCAAUGUUUGGACUAGAAAACUGGAGUCGUGGGUACAAGGCCGUUUUCACAACUGAGAUCAUUUCCAACUGAAGGUAGUCUCGAGGUGAUGCGGAGUCAUCUGUUGCUUCUGGUGCGAAGCAUGGACGACGUGGAGCUCUCAGUAGUUUGCUGAUUUUGCGUGAAAAAAAUAUAACCGUUUGAAAUUGUUAUACUUUUUUAUUAU
Messenger RNA from Hyalella azteca, 1376 nucleotides. RefSeq names its product hatching enzyme 1.2. Lineage: Eukaryota; Metazoa; Arthropoda; Malacostraca; Amphipoda; Hyalellidae. Bases 77 to 1243 code for a protein of 388 amino acids. The record is from RefSeq and is a predicted model, not a curated record. Gene Ontology annotation, molecular function: zinc ion binding; metalloendopeptidase activity. The transcript is spliced from 11 exons. Gene Ontology annotation, biological process: proteolysis.